CGCAUGCUCUCGUCGGCAGACUAUAUACUCGCAAGCUUAAUUCUUUGUGGGAGUGCGGAUCCGACAUCUGGCAAAGUGCGAGGCAUCAAGCUCAGCAAUCCGCAUGUCAAGGCCCAUAACUAUUAUCGCGCUAGACAGCUCGCUUUCUCAAGUUAACCUCUGGACCCUCUUCACACGCGCGCCCCAUUUCCCGCAGAGGACCCGAGAUUUCCACGUUCCCCCGCCGUUUCUGGGCAACUGACGUAUUGCCACUGCACGGAGGAUCACCCUAUAGCUGCACGUGAUGGCAAACUCGGAACAUCCAUCUGCGACGGGAUGGCAGCCUCUACCGAAAGGAACGCACGGCGUCGCAGUAUGCCCUUUCAUUCCCACGCAGCAAUUCACUAAACCCACUUUAUCUAUCGGCACGGCAUCGUCGACCGCAUCUAUACCAACGACUAGCACGAGUACAGUGACACUAGAGGAGCUUGUUCCUUUGGAGCUUGGGGAUGCUGUUCACAUCUUAGAGCGCUGUGACGGCUGGCUGCGUGGUUAUGUCUUUCCGACUUUAUCGAGGGAGGCUGGCACCUACCUCGGCGUAUUCCCUGCUAGUCACAUCUAUUCGAGAGCCCUCAGAGCCAAAAAGGCUACCUCUGAAAGUGAUUCCUCGGACGAUACUAACAGCAAUGCUGUCGCGUCAGCCAUUCCGAGUGCGAUAGCCGCCCAGGUUGGCUUUGACGCCUUCGGACGACCACUACUGCAGAGGACGGCGACGGCUCCUAUGCCGCACGUAUCGCCGGGUUCUUCGAUUCAGGGAAUGGAGGGGAGUGCUCGGCCUAUGUCAUAUGCACCAGGGUUUGCUGUUGGCGCACGGAGAGUGCUACAUCCCAUCCCCGCUGCCGUCCGCCCGGAUUAUGAUACGAGUGCUGGUCACAAGGAGAUUCUGGUGGACGAAAUCGCGGCAGUCCUACGGGACUGGGGUGCUUCGCUGACCGCCCUAUUGGAAUCGCAUCAGUACGACGUCUUCAAAAGAGUUCACAAACUGUUCCAUGUCCUCUCACAAGGUCGCCGCACAUUGCUCUCACAAACUCUGGAUCCAUCAGAAUUGGCCGUCUUUAAGAAGCGGCUUAUUGCUGUCAUGGAGGAAGGAAACUCAUUACAGGGCUCUGAUCUCGUCAUAAGACACCCUGAGAAGGGUCACAUCCUCUCGGAACGCAACACUACAAUUGUGCAUAUAUACCGCAUGCAUAUGCUUCACGCCCAGAAGCGCCUGCAUGACAAAAAUCGCGAUGAGUCUUCCGAUGUAUCCGCCGCGAACAGCAUUCCACAAUAUGCCGAUGUUGAGGAGGUCAUUUCGCGCUUCACCUGCAUCUUCUUCGAGCUACGGUCAGCAUCGGGCUCCUUUUGUCUGGUCGGCGAGUUUGUUGAACUCCGGUUCUCAUUAUACCACCAUACCGAGAAGCGGAUGCUGUCGGAAGAAUAUGUCGUUCAUCUCAACAGUUUCGGCAUCCCGGUUUCGAAGCAUGUGAGGAAUGGGAAGCUCAAAACGAUCUUUGCGGAUAUCCCGCAUCGAGAUGUCAAUGUCAACGUGUUCCUACUUUGCCGCUUAGUCCGCGUGGGCAAAAUGACAAUGUCGGAGAGAGACACAGAGCGUGCAGACAAAGCCCACGGUUCGAAUUCGGGGAUAGGGUCGUUGGGCAGCUCCUCUUCAUCGAUAGACCUUCCGAGUCUGGUCGCUGCGCAAGGCGGCGUUUUGACACCGUACCGCAGGCCGCUUGGCUGGAGUGUUAUUCGAAUAGGCGACUGGAUCAAGUUGGCUUCCGAGCGAUCGAAGGAGAUAUCCAUGCGAAUCUACGCACCCACAUCCGAAAGCAGCUUCUCGACGCUCUACGAAAACAUCAUCAGCAAAUCAGGAGGUUACGACGUGUUCCCGCGAGGAGAAGCGCUGACGAUUUCUUUGAACCUGCUGCAGAGCGAGCUCUCUGCCUUACAGGCUGCCGAGUCGCCAUUCCUCACUGACGCAAUGAUAACACCACGGAGCGGCUUUUCGGAUGUGAUAGUUCCUGGCGACAAAAGGAAUAGCAUGUAUAUCACACUUGUCACCGGUGAUUUCUCCACGAGCCGGAAGCCUACGGUGCGAAAUGUACAGGUCACCUUACAAGUCAGACUGCCAGGUGGCGAUUUUGUGGAGGGAUGUCUUAGCAGUGGGACCGGAGACUCGGAAGGAAUAUACGAUUCGUUGGUGUACUAUCACAACACCAGCCCACGGUGGUCAGAAACCGUUCGACUCGAUCUGGCUCCGGAAAUCUUCAAAACUGCGCAUCUGUUCCUUACCUUCAGGCACUGCUCUUCAAAUGAUAAAGGUGGUGAGAAGGAACGGCAGGAACGUAACUUUGCCUUUGGGUUCCUUCCACUUGUUCGGAAUGGGCAGACGGUGGUCAACGAUUCCUCGCACUCUCUGGCGCUUUACAAAUACGACAAGCGAUUUACUUCUCCAGCCGUGUAUCUUCAGUAUCCGGCCGCAUCGGGUACACUCCAGGCGUCAUUAUCAAAGACCGAUGCGUACGGUUCAGGAGCCGAAGCCAUGUCGAGAUUGGCAGGGUUGAAAGAUUCAUGUGUCAUCCGGACCAGACUAUGCUCAACGCGGCUCACACAGAACGAAGGCUUGCAUAAACUUUUGACGUGGCAAUCGGGGGACACCGCGAGGAAGACCAACAUCGAGAGCAUCUUGUCGGAGUACCUUCUUCUCGGCGAGUUGGAGAUUAUCAAAUUCCUUCCGAAGAUUUUGGACGCGCUUUUCAGGAUGAUGGACAGCGAAGCGCUGACGGAGCCUACGCCUACCGAUGCACAGAUAUUUGACGCACUCGUCUUUACAUUCGGAAUCGUCAUGGAUAAGCGAUUUGCAAAUCACCGGCCGACGAUUGAGAAAUUCAUCGUCCGACGGUUUAGGAGCAAGAGGGCGUGCAAUGUCAUCAUGCACAACCUUCAGAACCUGGUGAAAGAUCCCGCCGAUAUCCGAAAAGGCAAGAAGCUCAGGACUACGAUCAAAGUCUGGAAGUAUCUUCUCAAAUUCGCAAUCCGGAGUGACCAACUGAGUGGGGAAGAGGCGGUGGACGAGGACGGCGCUCAGCCAGACGGUUCCGAUAUCCUGGACGAUGGGUCCGUAUCAGAUGCGCCAGGAAAAUCUUCCGAGACGCUUAUCAAUCCUACAGUCACCUUUCUUCAUAGCCUGGACUCCUUGUUCUCAUCAAUUAACGAGAUGAUGACCGUCACGGCGCCAGAACACGUCAUUGGAUCCCAAACGCUGAUGCUUCAGUACUUUUCGAGCGUUCUGCCUGAGCUGCAGCGCAUCUUCACUCCUAUGCAGCUAGUCAACAAGGCCGCAUGGUUCGUCGAUAGCGUGCGUGGCAACCGGACGAAGCUGACGGGAUACAAGCUGAUCCUCAUUCGAGACCUGGUCAAGGGGUCCUUGUUCGCGGACGCGAGGACCAGAGGGAUCCUGACGAACUGCGCUACGAGAUGGGUGACGGAAUGGGGCAAAGAGUGGGUUUUAUCGCAUCAGCGGACCGAGAACGAGGCGCCUGGAAGUGUCGCGGCGAAAGGACAGCAGGAGAAUCUUAAGCUUUGCUGUGAUAUCACCGGCGAAUUGGUCGAUAGGCUUCAGCGGAUAACGGAGAAGCGGGACAAGGAGUUGCGGGCGGAGCCGGCUUCUCCAGCAGGAAGUCUGGAGGAACACAGUGCCGCGAUAAAUGCCAUUGCAGAGUUACUCAUGGGUCUGCUGGAAAUCUAUCGCGUUCUGACGUCAGAUUUGGACGGCUCGAUGGGGAUCGAAGGCCGGCUUCGACGCAGAGACAGGCCAGCCAACCGAUCUACCCUUGGAGGGCAGAACAAAGACAAGAUCUUGCCUCGUUCGACCGAUCUGGCAUACCUGGCCGCCAUCAUCCUCUCCAUCGUCCAUCUCCUCAAAGACGAGCAACUGCAAUCAUAUUUAUUACGGUAUUAUGCUGAGAAUGGACCUCGGGAAACCGUGCGCUUUGUAUCACUGCUCUGCGAAGUCUUCGGCGACAUGAUUUCGGAAGAGCCCUUCUCGCCGUUCUGGGUGGGAAUGAACAUGAUCACCCAUCGAGUUGCGCUGCGGAUGCUUCGGCCUGUCAGCGAGCUGCUCCGCGGCGAAUUCCUUGAUUCUCGAGACGACGACGAGAACGGGGUCGGGAACAGGCUCAGCGUUGUUUUCAGUGUUGCGGAAAGCGAUGUGUCGAAUAUGGAUUAUCGUAGCAGUGCUCGAAGCUUCCAGACUGGCGUCACGCCCCACGGGACGGCGUUCAACAAUGGAGGGCCGAGCACGCGAUCUGACGGGUCUGGGACGCAAGCGCUCCUGCAUCGGUUGUGGGACAGAUAUUUCCAUCUGUUGCUGCAGCUGCUGAACUCGCAGUGGUUACAGAACGAGCGGUUCGGUCCUCAGCGUGCUCGUGUCGCACAUCGACUUGGGGCAGAUGUUCGUGGAGAAGGAGGAGAGAUGUUGCGGACCAUGUGGGAGCAUCUGGGGUCGACUGCUCGCGGCAAAGCGCUGCAAGCUGGGUUUAUUCCGUCUCUGGUGGGCCCGUUCUUGCAUUUGACGGCAUCCCCGCAUCCUGUCCUACGGAGUGCCGCUGUCGAGCUGCUAUUCAACACGAUCGAACCGGAAUUCGAACAAGUUGGUCACUUUGGCAGGGUGGAACUGGAAUGCAUUGAGCGCUUGCAUAUGAUGGUGACGCAAGAUAAACUCGGCGACGACGCUUACCGUAGCUUCAUCAUUGAUGCGCUCGAGAGGCGGUUCGAGACGAGGUCGAUGCUGACAGAAGGUGAUGGGAUGCACGACCGGGAGCUGACGGACCAGGGUCGAUCGUUUUUGAGAUGUCUGGACAAGUUCCUGGAACUCUCGCUUCAGAUCAGGGAUUUGCCCGCAGGCGAACAGCACGACGACGAAAGAGCUGAAGCAUUGCUGAACAUCCUCCGCUUCCUACGCUCCACAGGACGAACGGGCACAUAUGUGGAGUACGUGCAGAAGCUGGUAGAUAUGCAGCUAGAGAACAACAACCCUGUCGAGGCGGCUUUGGCGCUCAAGCUCCACGGUGACUUGUUCGAGUGGCGUAGCGAGGCGACUCUCGAGCCCGAACCGGCGUACGGCUUCCCUGAAUGGCAGACGGAGUUCGAAAGGAAGGAAGCGAUCUACCUCCGAUGCAUGGAGCUGCUCGAGAAUGGGCAGGCAUGGGAGCGUGCUAUCGAGCUGUGUAGGGAACUGUCUAAAGAGUACGAGAGGAACGCGUUCUCGUUCACCAAGCUGUCGGAUAUCCUCCAUCGUCAAGCUGACUUGUAUGCCGGUAUUACGGGUACCGCCAGGUCGCAACCGGAAUACUACCGAGUUGGUUUUUACGGUGUCGGAUGUCCACCCUCGCUCAGAAACAGGCAGUACAUCUAUCGAGGAGGCGAUUGGGAGAAACUAGGCGCCUUCUGCGAUCGGAUCCUUCAGAAAUAUGUCGGCGCCAAGCUCGCCCGAAGCAACGCUUACCCGCCGCCUGUGGAAGUAACGGAAGGCGAAGGCAUAUGGUUGCAAGUGACGGCCGUCAAGCCCGUUGUGGAUGUGCGGCAUUGGCAAGUUGUAAAGAACAGCGGACCGCUAGGCGCCAUCCAGUGGGAGCAAGCGAAGAAACAUCCCGACGAUGAUGAGAUUUCCUCCAAGCCGAGUUUCGAAGAACGCGAUGACGAUCACAAUAAUCUCGCGCUUGUGGAGCCCGAUCUGAAUCUAUACCGUGGCGGCGCCGACUUACAACGAGGGCCGACGACGUCCGUUGCGCUUGAAAAAGUGGACGAACGAGUUCGCGGGUACUACGAGUCCAAUGAGGUGGGCAUGUUCUCCUUUGCACGUCCGGUACGCAAAGUCCUGAGCGACGAAUCGACAUCGCUACCACCUGGCGACCCUGCCCGCGAAUUCCUCGAACUGUGGACGGAGAAGAUUGUCCUCGUUACGCAGGAUAGGUUCCCGUUCCUCAGUCGCCGCAACCCCGUUGUACGUGUCGAAAUCUUCGAGCUGUCGCCCAUCGAGAACGCAGUCAUUGCCGUGCGAGGCAAGACACGGCAGCUGCUCGAGUUGGAGAAGCGAUAUGCUCCCUUCGCUGGCGCUGUAGGGUCGAAGCCGCUACGACACAGUUCCGAUCUCGGGCCGCGGCGUGCUUAUGUGGCAGCACGGAGUGCAGGAGAAGGGAGUCUGGGACAGAAUGGCGGUAGCAGCCUGUCAGCUGCGGCUCUGGUGCAGCCUCGUAACAGUGUUGAGAUACCCAGCGUCAACCCAUUUACUAUGGCUCUGAACGGGGCAGUUGACGCACCUGUGAAUGGUGGAGUUCCGAUGUACAAACGAGCAUUCUUGAGUAGAGAGUACAGAGCCCAAGCGGAGGAUCAAGGAAAGGACAUUUUGGUCAAUCUUCUGGAACGCGCGAUUGAAGAACAGGUCGAAGCGAUACAUCGUUGUUUGAUGGUGCACGACAUCGUCGUUCCCAAGCCCAUGAGGCCGCUGCACGAAGAGCUCAUCGGAUUAUUCAACAAAAACUACGCUGACGACAUCACCAGACUAGGCCUGUCCACCUUACGUCCGACUCCAGCGACGUCUACUGCACAACCAAACGAAGCUCCAACGGCAGCAGGCAGUACGCCGAGUCUGCCCACCAUCGUAGCAACGCCUCUUGCCAUCGACCUGCCAAGUCUCCUGAUCCGCAACGGAUCUGGAGCAGGUCGACUCAAAGUGACGCCGCCCAUGCUCCGCCGACGAUCUUCAGGCGCACUCCGACACUCAGCAUCAACGGUCUCUUUACUGACGAGCACUUUCAAGCGAGAACAAGUUCAUAGCAUGUCAUCACAUUCCUCAUACAAUUCUGGCGGAGAUGGAACGACCAUCCGAAGUGCAACCACACCUCCGAUGUCUCAACUGAACACGAACCUUCCAUCGGCCUCAUCUCCACCAUACGAGUUCCCAUCCAUCCAUAGCGGCUCAACCUCUCCGUCGACACCGCGCGGUGGGCGCCGUUCGAGCGAGUCGAACCACGAAGAUAUGGGCGGGAGCAUCAGUGGGUCCAUUAGCAAAGGCAGUAGUAGUGGCUUCUUCCGGACCCAGUUUUCAUCUGUAUCGACGCCCAACCUCUCGCGGCUGUUUCAUGAGGGGCAGCAAGCGGAGACUGCGCGGAAGAAGAAGGACAGGUUCGGGGCGUUAGGGAAGUUAUUUGAUAAUUUACGAUAGAUUCAUGAGCCUUGAGAGAGAGAGAGGUGUAGAAAAAGAACGUCGAUGCAUUCAGUGUUAGUCUUAUUGAUCACAUCAUAUACCAUUGCUGCACCCGUUCAUGAUGCUUGCGAUCCACAAAGGACCUACUGGAAGGUGUGAUCGAACACCACAUAUCUAAUAUGCCAAUUCUUCGUUCGUUGUAUUUCUAUUCGCAUAUUGAUCAUAUUUAUAGCCUGCAGAA
Molecule: messenger RNA, 7469 nt
Organism: Fimicolochytrium jonesii
Lineage: Eukaryota; Fungi; Chytridiomycota; Chytridiomycetes; Spizellomycetales; Powellomycetaceae
Exons: 3
Coding region: 284-7246 (2320 amino acids)
Biological process (GO): small GTPase-mediated signal transduction
Cellular component (GO): cytoplasm; plasma membrane
Molecular function (GO): small GTPase binding; guanyl-nucleotide exchange factor activity
Source: RefSeq, a predicted model, not a curated record